This is a messenger RNA of Schistosoma mattheei, 474 nucleotides long. The record is from the annotation of a GenBank genome assembly. Lineage: Eukaryota; Metazoa; Platyhelminthes; Trematoda; Strigeidida; Schistosomatidae.
AUGGUAGACACAAAUAUGACUAUCGGGGACAAAAUGGCCAUAAAAGCUUAUCUUUGCAGGAAGAUGGGUAUUCCUGGAGGAACACAGGGAUUUAUUUUUGUACCAGUAGAAGUAGAAGUCGAGUGCUACGGUGCAGAACGUUGUGCCGUUGAAAUGAUGGUUUCUUCUAUUGAUCCAAGGAGUAAAUUGGAACCUGAACUUGGAGAUGACAUGGUCUAUCUGUAUCAACUUUCACAACAUCUGCUCACUAUGUUGGAUCAGGUCAUUCGUUACGUUGAAAAUGUUAUCGAUAACAAAUGUCCAGCCGACCCCAAAAUCGGAAGGUCUAUAGCACAGUUGAUUUUCUCAAUCCCCAAAUUAGACCCUGAUCAUUUGGAGCAGUUGAUCAAUUCAAGCUAUAAAGAUUUGCUGAUGAUCACUUAUCUCACUAAUCUUAUACGGACGCAUCUAAAGAUUUUAAAUUUGGCCCAGUGA